Molecule: messenger RNA, 2343 nt
Organism: Neocloeon triangulifer
Lineage: Eukaryota; Metazoa; Arthropoda; Insecta; Ephemeroptera; Baetidae
Product: NADH-cytochrome b5 reductase-like
Exons: 5
Coding region: 1243-2325 (360 amino acids)
Molecular function (GO): oxidoreductase activity
Source: RefSeq, a predicted model, not a curated record
CUCGUAUGAAAAUGGAGAACAUUCUGGACACUCCCAAUGAUCUGGAUUGGAUUGCAUGUUGGGAAACUUGAUGGCUGGGGCGCACUUCGGGUGAAGCGACCGCAGACAUGUGUAGCAGGGUUUCGAGUUUCCAUCAACCAACUCCUUGUGGCAUAUCCAGCAAUAUGGGUCAUGAAUGAGCUGCAAUAAUGAUCUUAACAGUCAGCACGAUAAUUAAAUAACAAAUGACGAGUCAUCUACCUCGCCCUCCAUUGCAUGUUUGCGCUUUUCUACCAAAGGCCCUUCAUCCAUUGGGUCGUCGUCGUCAUCAUCAAAUUUGCCGUCAUGGCUGCUGUUCGGACUUUCACUGACCUUUAGCCUCGGUCUCAAAGCUUUUGUCACGGGAGUGGUAGACCUGCAGGGAAAAAUUAAUUGAAUUUACUUGACCAGGAUAAAAAUAAGAACAAUAACCUUGAAGAUCUGGUGCGGUUGCGACUGCCCAAUUUGGAUGAGUCAUCCAAGUCAAGUGAGGCAACAGAGGCUGCUUGAGGGGUGGAGCAGCGACUUUCCGAAUCUGCCUUUUCAGGAGUGUCUGCAAUGUCGGACAUGGCUGGCCAGGCUGUAUUUCACCUGUUGGCAGGAUAAAUUUGAUAACUUUAUUGUACAAAAUUUCAAAAUUUUCUAAUAAAAAUGGUAAAUGUUGGCACAGCUGUUGCUAUGAAUUUCAGGUCAAAAAAACUCUAGAGCCAAUCUACACAAGCACAUAAAAGCCCAAUUUAUAUUUUUUGCAAGUGCGUAACAGCCCGCAUUGUGACACAGUUCCCCUCCCUCUCGUUGACCCACAACUUCCGCUUUGUGACGGCCUGACCUGGUUGCAAAACCUGAACAUGUGCAUAACACAGCAUCAAAACACCACGAUAACCCAGAGCCUAGAAAAAAUAGCGUGGAAAUUUCCAGUUCAGUCUGCAUCCAUUUCGUUUUGCAAGCCAUUCACCGACGCCCCUGACAAAUCUUGCGUUGAGCAGAGUGGUGUGUGUGUCUUGAAGCAGACAGGCCGCAGAGCAGCUCAGCUCCCCUUGUUUCCUCCUCCUCGCGAGGUGCCACCAUCCGCCGUCCUUAUUGAUUUUAUACCUGCGUAACAGGACGCUUUCGAUUAGAUUAUCGUGCAAAUACCUACCACUGAGUGAGUUGAUGAUUUCGGUGAGUGCGUUGACAGGAUUAACGUCCCUCAAACAUUAAAAAUUUGGCCUCAAAUGCGUCGGCAUGAGACUUCUUUUGCGCUCCGCUGCUGCUGGUCCGCCCGACUUCCCCCUCCACCACUUUUGGUGCUUGGCGGAGCAGCGGUGUUGCUGUUCUCUCGUUUGCCUGCUGCACCUCCCUGCCCCCCAGAUUUCUUCUCCUUCAAUCCUUCUAGCAACAAAACUAAAUUUUUACACGUUCAAGGACAAAUUUAUUAUGGAAGGCUCCAAAAUUUCGGUGGACGAAGAUGACUUAGAACCUGAAGAGCCAAAGGCUGAAGACUGCUGUGGUGAGGGAUGCAAUCCGUGUGUUUAUGAUAUCUACAGGAACCAACUCAAAAAAUAUCAAUCCCGGAAAAUCCAAGUCGAGACUAGCAUUUCUUUGGGUUUAUCCCAAACAGACUUCUUGCCGUUCCAGUUGAUCGAAAUCAAAGAUGAAUUAGAAGACACUGCGAUAUACAGAUUUCAGAGCAUCGAUCUAAUUGAACUCGGCAUUGGAAAGCACUUGGAAUUAAAGGUUCCACUUAUUGGUGAUAUUGUAGAUGACAAGCCUAACUUUGUUGAUCGGAAAUAUAGUCCCAUUGCAUGGACAAGCAACACUUUUGAUGUGAUUGUGAAGCGGUACGAAAACGGCCCAGCGUCAGAAUAUUUGGCAAGGUCCAAAGUAGGUGACACAAUGCAAUGGAGAGGCCCUUACGGAGACUUUCAGUACGAAAAAACGAGCCAGGAGGUACAACUGAUUUUAUGUGCGGGCACUGGAAUUGCCCCAAUGAUUCCAAUCAUCAGUUCCAUUUUGGAGAACGAACACGACGAGACUGUGCUUAAACUAUAUUGCGGCUGCCCAACUCUGAAAAGUAGGCUUCUUUUAAGCAAGCUUAAAGAAUUUGCUGCCUUUUGGAACUUCAGUUUUACUCAUUUUGUAACGUCUGACGAAGGAGAGCCAGAUUGGGGAGAAAAAGUAGUGAGAAGAAGAAUCGAAGAAAUUGACAUUCAAAAUGCAAUCGAAAAUGCAACUAAGUGCCGAGUGCUCAUUUGUGGUCCCGACUCAUUUUGUGACGACAUGAAAAAUUUUGUAACAAAAGUUGGUGCCAACUUUUAUUGCUUUUAAUAAACGUUGUAAACCUGA